UGGCCUGUGAUUGAAACAAGCAGCUUUUCCUAGCCAGCUAUCGUUACACUUGCUGCCUAGGCGGUGGGUUCACAGACGGGUCGGAAAGUACUCCCACGCACCUCCCGUCCGUCCGUGUCUUUUCUGCCAGCGAGCAAGAACUUUCGUCUCGGCUCGGAGGCCUUUACUAGGGUUUCUUCUUCCAACCGCCUUCUACGCCCCCUCGCCCCUUGCCCUUGCGUCUGACAAGAAGGAAGAGGCGGGAUCGGUGAAUAGGUGGAUCAUUGAUCCUCGAUUCUUCUCUUCUCCGUCUUCUUAGCUUUCCCGAUAUGGGGGUAUGAUUUAUCGUUUGUUAGUAGCCCGCAAGCGAGGGAUUUUUGUCCUCUACCAGGAGGCAUUAACGACGACGGGAGGACCAGUUGGGAGGUUCUCGUUCCCUCGCUAGGCUCGCGGCUGUUAGAUCUGUUGUUUUUUCUGUCAUCGAUCACCGAUCAUCGAGAAAUUUCAUUCCACGCUGCUGCAGAGCGAGAAAGAGGUCAAGACGCCAGAGAGGGUGGAGAUACGGAUUCACUGGGGCUGCUUCUGCGAAGAGGAGGAGAGCGAGGUCGAGUGCGGGUGGGCUUGCGGGUCCGCUGGGUCACGGGGGCGGCCUGAGAUGGCGGUGGGUCGCCAAGGCGUCGAUCUCACAGUUUGCUUCGGCCCUCCUUGUGAGUGGCACCCGCUCUUAGUUGGCUUGUAGCACCCAACCCCUUCCUGGGCUCUUUCUUACAGGAUAUGACCUAAAGCAAGGGCUACGGAAGAUCUCUUUGAAACCCUAAGGCUUGUUAUUUACCUGUUCAUUUCUGGGCCGCGGGAAAAAGAACAAAAGCAUGGGAUUUUUGUCUUAGGAAAGAAAUAUAAUAUCGAAACAGUAUCUUCUCAUCCUCAGAGUUCAAUUCCCGUUUGUUCCUACUUGCCAAUCAAGAGAUUGGAUUUUGUUUUUCUUCACUUAUUCUAAUCAUCUGUUUUCUGUUAGGAUCCAAGAGUUUCUCUGAUUUUCUGAUGGCAGGACUUCGGAAACUGCAAAAUUUCAGCUCCAGUCAUUCAAACACGCACCGGGCCUCCUGCCAUUAUAUUUGUUCUCUGAUUUUGGAGGUACUGCAUAUGCUGGGAUACCUGUUGCAUCGAACCUGACAGAAAUGGACUGCUGUGGCUGUGGUUGCUUCGGAUUUUUGAGGAAGCUCCAUCAAUGUCUAAUUUCAUUCCGAGGCUCUGGCACCCGGUUGUCCCUGGAGCUCCUGCUGCCAGAUAACAUGGAAGGUGCGGAUGGCACCUUUUAUAAUGGAGACAAUACAAAUGCAAGUGACAGUGGUUCGUACCGGUCAGUUAAGUGUUCUGAAGAAAUCCUCUUGUCAAGAGCACGAAAUGGCUUGAUAUGCAGGGAAGUCCCAGUAAAGGAAACUAGGAAGGUUACACUCUCUGAGGAUGAAUAUGGAAACAAAAUGGUUAAUGAAUAUGUUCGAGAGUGCAAGAUUGGUUCUGGUAGUUAUGGGAAAGUGGUGCUUUACCGAAGCAUUAAAGAUGGGAAACAAUAUGCAAUCAAGGUUUUCCACAAGUCACAUUUGUUAAAGAUGAGAGUGGCGCCAUCAGAAACAGCCAUGACUGAUGUUCUUAGGGAGGUAUCCAUCAUGAAAAUGCUGGAUCAUCCCAAUAUAGUUAAUCUCAUGGAGGUGAUUGACGACCCAAACACAGAUCACUUCUACAUGGUUCUAGAAUAUGUGGAAGGGAAGUGGGUAUGUGAGGGUUCUGGUCCAGCUAGUGGUUUAGGAGAAAGUACUUCUAGAAGAUACUUGCGGGACAUAGUUGCAGGUCUUAUGUAUCUCCAUGCUCAUAAUAUUGUCCAUGGGGAUAUUAAACCUGAUAACCUCUUGGUGACAAGCAAUGGCAAAGUGAAAAUAGGAGAUUUCAGUGUUAGCCAGGUUUUUGAGGAUGAUAAUGAUGUGCUCCGGAGAUCUCCAGGCACUCCCGUUUUCACUGCACCAGAAUGCUGCUUAGGUUUAACCUACCAUGGUAAAGCUGCUGACACAUGGGCUGUGGGUGUUACUUUAUAUUGUAUGGUUUUGGGUCAGUAUCCAUUUCUUGGGGAUACGCUGCAGGACACUUAUGACAAGAUUGUUAAUAACCCAUUAUUCAUGCCUGAUGGCAUCAAUCCGGAAUUGAAGAACUUGUUGGAAGGGCUUCUUUGUAAAGAUCCCAAACGUCGGAUCACCUUGCAUGCUGUAGCAGAGCAUCCUUGGGUCAUUGGAGAAGAGGGGCCAAUCCCUGAAUACUUGUGCCGAUGCAGGCAAAAAUCUUCUGCAUGAAAGAACUUCCACAAAGCAGUGAGGAACGUUAAUUUGUAUUUAUUUUGGAAAUGGCUCUCCACGGCGGUGGAGAAGCUAGUGGAUUCACCUAGGUGAAUUAAAACAUUACAAGAUACGUAAAUGAGAGCUUUUAGAGGUAGACAGAGCUAGAGUGAUUUGGGAGGGAUAUUAGUGUGACACCUGUAUGAAUAUCAUGGUUUUCUUUUUUUUUUCUUAACUUCUUUUUGUAUUAUAUCUUAAUUUACUGGCUGAGUGAGAGGAGAGCUAUUUAAAAAUUGCAUGUUUCUUAGCUUCAAUUGGUAGACAAAGUGUGAGGUUGCGAAAGAAAAGGAGAGUUUAUUAAAUUGAAAUGAUCGUGUAAUGAAGUCAUGCAUCA
This is a messenger RNA of Phoenix dactylifera (date palm), 2697 nucleotides long. NCBI's taxonomy places the organism in Eukaryota, Viridiplantae, Streptophyta, Magnoliopsida, Arecales, Arecaceae. The record is from RefSeq and is a predicted model, not a curated record.